UUCCCCACAGUACAAUAAUGUUGUAGCCCUCUAUACUUCUCAUUUUCAGGGUGACACCCUGCAAAAUGUGGCUAACGAACUGGAGUGUAUCAUCAACACGGGUCAGUAUACCUUCACCCUAUCAUCUGGAGCCUCGGGCGGCGAGGCUAGCAUGACUCUGGAGUACACGCCUUCUGCCAGACCGUCCCUGCCUCCCUCCUCGAUGGGGGAGGACGGCGUCACCUCCCGGACUUACGCCUCUGAGUCUUUCCAGGAGACGGGGGUGGUGAACGGGACACAGCUGGUCAGCAGGAUGGAGAACUGGACGAGGGAACAGAUCAACGAUUUCGUGAGGAAGCUGGGGUUCCUCGACACUCAGAAAGAAGGCGGAGAUAAGAUCAAAACAUUCCUUCACAUCAACGAGGUGGCCAAUAAGCUGCUAGAACUCCACAUUCACCUGAAGGACCUAGGCCACCCUGAAUACUUGAAGCCAAGGGAGAUGCGUUAUCUGGAUUGCAGUAUCGACUCUUACCAUGCUGACGGAAUGGUUACAGACUCAGAGUCGAAAUUGACGUCUUGGACACAGUCUGUCACUAAACUGCGCGGCCAACACCGGAUGCUCCUGUUUUUCAGUGUCCCAAAGCAGCUGCUUCUCUUCAAACUGAUCCAGACAUACUCCGAGGAGAGAGAGGAAGAUGUUGCUGAUGAACUGGUCAGGGAGGUCAUGUUUCUGGUCACCAAUGAGCCGGGUGUCAGACAAGAGCUCAAACAGAAUAUUGUGCAUUGUCUGCCAUAUUGGUACAACAUCAUCAAAAAUAAUUUCGAUGCCAUAGAGAUAGUGGGUGGUUUCCUUGGCAAUCUCCUACAACACCACGCCCUCCCACGACGCAGUACAAAGGUCAUCCGACGUGUCAGCAGCGCUCACUCAGUUCCCUGGUGUCUCCGACGGCAACCAGUUCCUCCACCACGCCCCCAAGUAUCAGCAGUCGCAGUUGGUGCGACUCAUCGUCGGCAUCUAUGGCGGAGUGCCCGAGUCAUUCGAGGUGUUCCACUGCCGAGCGUCGACCACGCAAGAGGAGCUGGGUCUGUUUCUGGAGAGGGUGGAGAAACAGCCACUGAGGUACCUCAUUCUGGAGGUCAACAAACUACCCUUCAGACUUCAGGAGUACCUGAUGCAGUGCUACCUGAAGAUCCAGCAGAUGGCCAGGAAAUACCAGGCAGAGAGAGAGAACCUCCAGAGUGGCGAGCACGAACCCUCUCCCUCCCACAGCACCGGCCAAGCAGCUGCCACUGUUGUAACUCCCGCCAAAUACUCUUUCCCCACCAUUCACUUCGUGGAAACGGCCUCCUCUGUCUUGAGGGAACUCCCCUGGAUUCUUCCAAAGGAACACAAGGAGGCUGGUCCAAAUAUGACGUUUGAGGAAGCACAAAAGAAGUGUAGGGAAGCUGUGAAGAAUUUUGCUGAGAUUCAACUGGUCUACGGGAAAGCAGGUGACGGAAAGACGCACUACAUCAAGCAGCAGUUGGAGAGCAGUUCUCGCAGUCUGACCAUCGCCGUGAACGAGGCAUUCACUCCACUCAGCGCCAUCAAGAAACUGAGGACCCUGCCCCCCAGCCAGAGGGACUGCGCCGUUUUUCUCAACUUCACCAUGUCACCUCCUGGGGAGAGUGUGGAUGAGAGUGAGGACAGGAAUUACAAGGAGCUGAUGAAGGUCAUCGGCUGGUUCUUCUUCGACCUCAUCCUCCUCGGCUACGUGGAGGACCCCGUCACGGGACUCUCUGUCUCCAUUCCAGGCGGAAUGGAAUGGAGGAUAUACGUGGAGGUUCCCUCGCGGAUCAGCUCUGACAGCCCCGAGGCCUCCCUGGAGCAGUUCAUGGAGGAGGUUCCUGCCCUGGGUAUGCUGGGAGUGCCCCACGUCAUCGACCCCACCACUUCCUAUACUGUGGACGAAGACGUUCAGUUGGUGUGCAAGUACCUGAAGGCCUACUGGACCUUCAGAGACCAGAGCCGAUCGAAGGGAAUCAACAAACUCUACAGAGAUAUGUUGGGAAAAGUGGUAAAGUUCAGCACAGACCCCGACAUCCUUGACCCAGAGUGCCACAAACUGCUCAAGAGGAGCUGGCCUGUGUUUGCAGAACAGCCAAAAGUCACACAGAAACUCUUCAUCAAGUACAUGAAGCGUCGCUGUGCCUUUCUAGACCGUCUCCCAGCCUUCAACUACAACACUGGCUUUGGGGAGUACUAUAUCGACCCAAUCACUGGGAAGAAAAUGACGACUGACACUCGAGAGCUGGGCUCAACUCUCAUGAGCACGAUGCUGCAGGAGGUGAUAGAUUUCUGCAACCCUGAGAUCAAAGAGAAUUGGUCCCUCAAGGCCCACCAACAGUUGAUCUAUGACUUCAAGGACGGCGGAGGGAGUUUUGGUCUCCUCUCUCUGCGCCCUGACCAACUGCCCAAACAAGACAAAGCCAAGUUUGAGAAGAUCAGAGUGGUAAUGCCCUCAAUGAUGCAAUUGUACAGCCGUGAGAUUCUAGACGUCUAUUUGUCGAGAGCCCUCAACGUUGAACUGGAGCCUGAGGACAAGCGACUGGCUCUCAUCGACAAGUCAAACUACGUGCUCACUCUUGACUACACCGUCAAGAUGUUAAACAUACACGAGAGGUAUGAGUGUGGAGUGCCGGUGAUCAUCGAGGGAGAGACAGGGAGUGGGGAAGACAGCUCUGGUGGAGAUGCUCUCCAAACUGUGGAACCAGUCUCUGCUCAACCAGUGGAGGAGGGAGAAGGACCAGAUCCUCGACUUUAUGAGACGAGAGCUCGGGGACCUCACUAACACUGAUGCAAUGGAGGACUACAUGAAAAGCUUGAGGUGUGUGGAAGAUUUGAGUGUGGAUAAACCAGUGAAAGAGGACGACCUCGUCACGUUGUGCCAGCUGCCUGACUCCACCUCAUCGACCGGAAGUUCUACACCACCCUCCGCUCCCACCUCCUCAAAAUGCAGGACUAUCCCUGUCAUUUCACUGCUCACCAUCAAGGGAAAGACGCGGGACAAGAGGUCUCUCACUGAGCUGUUCACUGUAUGCCAACAUACGGACCAAGCUGAGACCACAGCCAGUCUGCUGCAAGCUGUGAUGGUGUCAGAAGUUAAGUCGACGUUCUACAAGAUCAACGUCCAUGCGGCGCUCACCCCAGACCAGAUCUGGGGCCACCUCCAGCCUGCCAUUAAGCAGGCAGACUCCCUCAGGGAGGCCUACGAGCAAGGAGAGGACAAGGGUGCCUCCCUGCGUCUUCCCUUCGUUACCGUGUUUCUGGAUGAAGUCAACACGUCUUCGUGCUUGGGUCUUUUCAAGGAGAUUAUAGUGGACCGUACAUUUGAUGGAGAGCCCAUACCUGAUAACGUAUUCAUAGUGGCAGCCUGCAACCCUCACCGAGGUAACAGUCUGGCGGCCCACAGCCAGGUCAGCCAAGAGGCCUCCCCCAAAGAGGGCUGGACCCGCAGCACCUACUACGUCCGUCAGCUACACCCGACACUCGACUUCCUAAAAUGGGACUACGGAUCCCUGGACGAACACCAGGAGAGGGAGUACAUCAACGCCAAGAUGAAGAUGCUAAACCGGGAUAUGGCCAAUGGGGACGUAGCGUGCCUCACGGAUCUAAUCAUGGAGAGCCAAAAGUUGAUGAGGAAGUACGCCUGCGAGCAGCUCACUCACACAAUGACGGCAGGCGAGGCAAAGAUAUCCUCCCGGAGCUGUGUGAGCCAGCGGGACAUCCAGAGGGUCUUCACCUUCUUCCAGUGGUUCCAGAAUCUCUAUCAGACCUGCAAGCAACACGGAACAGACGACGAUUACUCCCGUAGAGCCAUCUUAGUCUCGCUGGGUAUAGUCUACUACAUGAGGCUCAACACAAAGUACCGCGCCGCAUUCAAAAAGGUCAUCGAUAAAUCAAAGUACGGUAAGGAGAUUAGCUUCUCCCGUGCCUUUGAGGAGGAGCUCGAGUGGUUUAUCAAAGAGAUGGAGCUCCCAACUGGCAUUGCUCAGACACAGGCUCUGAAGGAGAACCUCUUUGCCACCGUCGUUUGUACGGGGACCCACACUCCACUCAUCAUCGUGGGUGCUCCAGGCUCAUCAAAGACGCUCUCCUUCAACCUCACUAUCGCCAACCUCAAAGGACAGGAGUCAAAGAAGAAGGUGUUCAGAAAGACUGAGAUAUUCCACUCUCUGGACCCUCACUUCUACCAGUGCUCCCGUCGAACCACCUCGAACGAGAUAGACACUGUCUUCUCGAGGGCCAUCAACCGUCAGCGGAGCCACUUGCGUUUCUCGCUGCCCAUCUACUGCGUGGUGUUCAUGGACGAGGCCGGGCUUCCCGAGGAGAGCCACGAGUCUCUCAAGGUCCUUCAUUACCACCUUGACCGUCAGGAGGUCUCCUUCGUUGCCAUCACCAACCACAUGCUCGAUGCAGCCAAGAGCAACCGGGCCGUGUGCCUCUUUCGUCCCGAAGCGUCAGAGGACGACCUCAAAACACUGGCUCGUGGGUGCCUCUCUUCCAAGCUAGAUUCUCCUCCACCGGAGCUGCAGAAGGACCUCGAUCUUGUCGUGAAGUUCUGCCCGGCGUUCUCGCAGCUCAUGAAGGACAGGACGUUCAGCCACUUCUUUGGGCUGCGCGACUUCAUCCACUUUGUCAACUACCUGCGCAGGAGACGUGGCAUGAUGCUCAAUGAGCAGCUGGUGAUGGAGGCUCUGGAGAGGAACUUCAAUGGAUAUGAGCAGUUUGACAAAGUUGCCGAAUCCUUUAUGAUUGCUAUGGGAAGCCAGUAUGCCUUGGUGCAGAGACGGAGCAUACUAACGGUCCUGAAGGACAGCCUCAGUGACCGACCCUCAUGGGACGGACGAGACAUGUCCGAGAACGAGGUCCGAUAUAAACUCAUCAUCGAUCCUUCGGAGGACGACUCGCUCAUUCGCCUCCUCUUCUCCCUGGGAGUUCUGGACAGACAGAACACCAGGAUGUAUGUAUGCAGCGACUUCCCUGGAGAUAGCCAAAUUCAGAAGAUCAACACGAUAGCUGCCAUCCGCCACUCUGCCAUACAGGGCCACACGGUCGUCAUGAGCCAGACGGACGACAUCCACGAAAGCUUCUACGACCUCUUCAACCAACGGUUCCGUCGCAUCGACGACCAACAAGGGGGUCGCCGCUACUACACAAACAUUGCCAUCGGGGCCCACCUGCGACCGUGCCGAGUGGACCCCAACUUCCAGUGUGUGGUGGUGGUGAAGAAGUCUGAGGUGGUCCACACACCCGCUCCGUUCCUCAACCGGUUUGAGAAGUACUGCAUCACCCACGAGACACUGCUGGAGACCGCCCUCACCCGUCUCCCUCCCUGUCUCAAGAGAGUGGUUCUGGCUGCACAGGAAAAGGUAGAGGACUUUGUGAAGCAAGUUGGUCCGGAUGGACUGUAUGGGUAUCAGUUGGACACAGUCAACUCUCUCAUAUUGAGUCUCCUGCCUCCGGUUGACUUUGGGUUCCACUGUCAGAAGGAGCCGAGUUUGUAUGAUACCUCGGAUGACAUCAAACUGUGCACAUUGAGACUGCUGGUGCAGUAUGUCAGGAGAUGCUCAGGACUUCACAUCCCAUUUGUGCCAGUUGACGAGUUGCAGUCAGAUGCUGAGCAGGUUUUUGCCAUUGUUGAGUGUGAUCCAGAGUUCCAGGGGAUUAUGAAAGACCUUGAGCACCACAGGGCAAAGGAUGCCGUCCACGAGGCAGUGAACAAGCUGCACACUGCUCCUGACCUGACCAGAGACUGA
Messenger RNA from Geodia barretti, 5778 nucleotides. The record is from the annotation of a GenBank genome assembly. NCBI's taxonomy places the organism in Eukaryota, Metazoa, Porifera, Demospongiae, Tetractinellida, Geodiidae.